Messenger RNA from Corythoichthys intestinalis (scribbled pipefish), 3529 nucleotides. RefSeq names its product GDP-Man:Man(3)GlcNAc(2)-PP-Dol alpha-1,2-mannosyltransferase-like. The transcript is spliced from 6 exons. The record is from RefSeq and is a predicted model, not a curated record. Gene Ontology annotation, cellular component: endoplasmic reticulum membrane. Gene Ontology annotation, molecular function: GDP-Man:Man(3)GlcNAc(2)-PP-Dol alpha-1,2-mannosyltransferase activity. NCBI's taxonomy places the organism in Eukaryota, Metazoa, Chordata, Actinopteri, Syngnathiformes, Syngnathidae. Gene Ontology annotation, biological process: protein N-linked glycosylation. The coding region runs from base 201 to 1718 and encodes 505 amino acids.
AUGACGUCAUAUGUUGCGUUGCUACUCAGACCGGCGCAGCUAGCGGAUUGCUGCGAAACCCAAACAACGUGGCAUGAUUUGGAGUCAUAUUACGAUAAACACACUGUAUUCGGAUUUCUAAAGUACAUUUAAGAUGUUUCGGAAAAUAAUGUGACGCAUUCAAGUCGCGGCGGUCUGCGAAAGAUUCUGGAGCUGUCAAGAUGGCGGACCUCCAUCAUCAUCAUCACAAUUUCUCUCUUUGCUUCUGCGAUUUCAUGAGGCUGAUGUGGUCCCUGGUGGUGCCUUGCCUGUUUAUGAGCAUGCUGCUGACCCUGCUCCUUUUCCUGCUUCUGUUGGGGCUCCGUGCGUGGCUGCAGGGCCGCCGGAGAGCGCAAGCGGGCAAAGGCCCGGUGGUAGCUUUCUUCCACCCAUACUGCAACGCCGGUGGUGGUGGGGAACGCGUCCUCUGGUGCGCUAUCAGGGCCCUCAUGCAUAGGUACCCUCAUGUCUCUUUGGUGGUCUACACAGGCGACCAAGGAGUGACGGGCGCUCAGAUUCUGGAGAAAGCCCAGCAGCGCUUUGACAUCCAGCUGCCUCGACUCGUCACCUUCAUCUUCUUGCACCGUAGAGCUUUGGUGGAGAGCUCGUCCUACCCUAACUUCACCCUGCUUGGACAGAGUGCUGGAUCAAUGCUCCUUGCCUGGGAGGCGUUAAUGGCGUAUGUCCCUGAUGUAUACAUCGAUUCAAUGGGCUACGCCUUCACGCUGCCCAUCUUUCGCUAUCUGGGCGGCUGCCAGGUGGCCAGCUAUGUCCACUACCCAACCAUCAGCACCGACAUGUUGACCGUCAUCCAAGACAGAAAACCCAGGUUCAACAACUCAGCGUGGAUCAGCGACAGCAUCGUGCUGAGCACGUUGAAGGUUUUUUACUACCGCGUGUUUGCUGUCCUCUAUGGGCUGGUGGGUUCGUGUAAUCACGUGAUCAUGGUCAACUCUACCUGGACACUGCACCACAUACUAGAGCUGUGGCGCUGCCCUGCUCGCACUGCUGUUGUCUACCCACCCUGUGGUGUCCAAGCAUUCAUGGACAAUGACAAAGAACCCCGAGAGGAGAAGUGGCGCACCAUUGUGUCAGUGGCACAGUUCCGUCCGGAGAAAAAACAACCAUUGCUGAUCCGAGCGUUUAGCAAGCUGCUGGCCCGCAGGCCUGAGGACUCUGCUCUACAGUUGGUUUUGAUCGGCAGCUGCAGGGAUGCCCAGGAUGAGGAGAGAGUGGCUGCCCUGCGUCAGCUCUGCAGGGAUUUGGGAGUGGAGGAACACGUGCAAUUCAAACUCAACCUACCCUUUCGAGACCUGAAGAAGCAGCUGGCGAGCGCUACCGUCGGACUGCAUGCCAUGACCAACGAACACUUUGGCAUCGGUGUGGUAGAGUGCAUGGCAGCUGGCGCAGUGGUGCUGGCACACAACUCGGGCGGUCCCAAGCUGGACAUCGUUGUCCCAUACGAUGGCGAGCGUACGGGCUUCCUGGCGGACAGCGAGGAUGACUACGCCGCCGGUAUGGACUCUAUUUUGACAUUGACACCGGAGCGCCUUGAUUGUAUCCGCCGCAACGCCCGUCAUGCUGUUCGGCGCUUCUCCGACAGGGACUUCCAUGCUUCCUUCUUGGCCGCGUGCGAGCCAAUUAUGAGCCGCCUUGAGGAAAAGCGGACUGUUGCUGAAAGAUUUCAGACAUUUGAAUGAAAAGCCAUUUUAACAAAAUGGCGUAUCGUAAGACUUUUCGAUCGAUUUGAUUGGGUCGUUGUACCAUAAGAUUGCAAUACAAAAUAUUGCGACAUCGUUUCUGGACGAUACUGAACCUUGACAAAUAUUGAUACAAAAAGUCACAGUUGUCAAACUCAAGGACCAAGGGUCAGAUUCAGCCCACCACAUCAUUUUGUGUGGCCCAUGAGAGUAAAUCACGUGCAUUGACUUAGUUUCUUGUUAAAAUAUAUUGAAACAAAAUUAAGAGUGUCAGAAUUUUUUUUUUAAUUCAUUCUGUAGCCUUAAUAAGGCAAUCGUUUAACUCAUUGACUGCCAGUGAUGGUGUUAGAUGACGUCUAUUUUGACUAGGAGAGGCAGGCAAUGCUCCCAGCCCUCCCAGUCAAAAUGUCUGGUGCCGUAAAUGGCACUGAAUGGUGAUCCUUCACAGCCAUUCCGCCCAGGUUAAGUGAACUGGACAUCUACUAGUCCUUCUAAAAAAAUUAGCAUAUUGUGAUUAAGUUCAUUAUUUUUCGUAAUGUACUGAUAAACGUUAGACUUUCAUGUAUUUUAGAUUCAUUACGCACAACUGAAGUAGUUGAAGCCUUUUAUUGUUUUAAUAUUGAUGAUUUUGGCAAAAAAGUCAAGAAAAAACAAAAAUCCCUAUCUCAAAAAAUUUGCAUAUUUCAUCCGACCAAUACAAAAAAGUUUUUUUUAAUACAAAAAAGUCAACUUUCAAUUAAUUAUAUCAGCUAUGCACUCAAUACUUUGUCGGGAAUCCAUUUGCAGAAAUCACUGCUUCAAUGCGGCGUGGCAUGGAGGUAAUCAGCCUGUGGCACUGCUGAGGUGUUAUGGAGGCCCAGGAUGCUUCGAAGCUUAUCCACAGUGUUGGGUCUGGUGUCUCUCAACUUCUUCUUCACAAUAUCCCACAGAUUCUCUAUUGGGUUCAGGUCAGGAGAGUUGGCAGGCCAAUUGAGCACAGUAAUGCCAUGGUCAGUACACCAUUUGCCAAUGUUUGCCCAUGAUUGCGGUUUUGAGUAAUGAACCAGGCUCGGAGUUUUUAAAAGCCUCAGGAAGUUUUGAGUUAAUUCGUUGAUUCAGAUAAUUAGGUUAGUAGCUUCUUUAGAGUACCUUUUCCCUAUAUGCUAAUUUUUUGAGAUAGGGAUUUUUGUUUUUUCUUGACUUUUUUGCCAAAAUCAUCAAUAUUCAAACAAUAAAAGGCUUGAACUACUUCAAUUGUGUGUAACGAAUCUAAAAUAUAUGAAAUUCUAAUGUUUAUCAGUACAUUACGGAAAAUAAUGAACUUGUAGGACACAAAUAGUGGAAUUCCUGAAUCAUUGACAUGACUGACUGGGAUGCCGAAAGAGUUGGUCUGGCAACAAGCGACAACGACGAGCAGGCUUAACAGGGCGGCUGAUUGUGAUGGUGAGAAGCUGUCGUCGUUCCCCUGUCUGGCCUCCAGCCUGCAAUCAGGUAGACCUAACAACGAGAGUGUACGAGCAAUGUUAGUAGUAUGUAGUAGAGAACCCAGUAUGAGGACGAAUCACCUGUGAGUAUAAGUCGAUAUUACUUUUACCUAUGUGAUAGCUAAUCCUGGCACCAACAGUUUUAUAUACCGCUAUGUGUCUAGUGGCACCUAGUCAUGCCUGCACCCACUAUGCAUGUGCCGGUAUGAUAUUCUGAUGGAAUGAUAACCUUAAACCAAAAUAUCACGGUUUCACAGUAUCACGGUAUUGCAAUUACACCUCUGAAAUGUGUUACUUUGAGAUACAGUAUCUGGGUUUAAAACAUAAAUAAAACUUAUUUUCAUUGAA